UCCUCCCCCUUCCGCUCCUCCUCCCCCCUCCCCCACUUCCUUCUCCUUCUCAUCCUCCCCCAGUCCCUUCUCCCCUCUCCCCUCACUUCCUCGUUCCCUCCCGCGCCCUGCAGGUCAGCCCCUCCUGCUGCCCUCACCCCAGAACCCGGCUCGCUGCUGAGGGUCCGGACGAGAAGCCCCCGACCCAGGCCAGCCUCCACCAGAGACCCAAGCCAGCUCCCUCGGGAUGCAGGAGGAACAGCCCCAGGAAGCUGCGGAGGAGCCGGCCCCUUCGGCGGCGGCCUCGGAAUGUGACCCUGGGGUGCUCUCCAGCGACUCCCAGAAUCUCUCUGAUGUGGAUGCUUUUAAGAUCCUUCUGGAGAUGAAAAUGAAGAAGAGACAAAAGCAGCCCAGUCUUCCAGGUACUGUCACAGAAUUGGUCACAGAAGAAGGAAGUAAGGUGUACGUGGUUGGCACGGCCCACUUCAGUGAUGACAGCAAGCGGGACGUAGUGAAGACCAUCCAGGAGGUGCAGCCUGAUGUGGUGGUGGUGGAGCUCUGCCAGUACAGGGUGUCCAUGCUGAAGAUGGACGAGAAGACGCUGCUGAAGGAGGCUAAGGAGAUCAACCUCGAAAAGCUCCAGCAAGCUGUCAAGCAGAACGGAGUCAUGUCGGGCCUGAUGCAGAUGCUCCUCCUGAAGGUCUCGGCGCAUAUCACGGAGCAGCUGGGGAUGGCCCCGGGGGGCGAGUUCAGAGAGGCUUUCAAAGAGGCCAGUAAGGUACCUUUCUGCAAGUUCCACCUCGGGGACAGGCCUAUCCCGGUGACCUUCAAGAGAGCCAUUGCAGCCCUUUCCUUCUGGCAGAAAGUGAAGCUGGCCUGGGGCCUGUGCUUCCUCUCUGACCCCAUCAGCAAGGACGACGUAGAGAAGUGCAAGCAGAAGGACUUGCUGGAGCAAAUGAUGGCAGAGAUGAUCGGCGAGUUUCCCGACCUCCACCGGACCAUCGUCUCGGAAAGAGACAUCUACCUGACGUACAUGCUGCGCCAGGCCGCCAAGCGGCUGGAGCUCCCCCGCGCUUCCGAAGCUGAGCCCAGGAAAAGCAUCCCUUCUGUGGUGGUCGGAGUGGUGGGAAUGGGCCACGUCCCUGGCAUCGAGAAGAACUGGAGCACGGACUUAAACAUCCAGGAGAUUAUGAGCGUCCCUCCCCCGUCCAUCUCUAGCAAAGUGUCCAGAUUUGUCGUGAAAGCUUCCUUCUUUGGAUUGAUGUGCUACGGCUUCUACCGGGUGGGAAAACGGACGGUCAGCGUACUCCUUUCCAUGACAGCCGCGCAGUCGUGUCUCCAGAGGCUGGCUGAGAUCAGACCUCAGAAAUAAGGCGACGGCGGCAGACGAAGCCGGGCGGGCAGCAACCAAAAAUCUGAAUGGGUGCUAACAGCCACACACAGGCGGGGGCCCGCGGGGGCCGGGCAGGGCUGGGGGGCGGGGGACGGGGCCGGGCCCGGGGCCUACGUCCGCCCCUAGCCGCGGCCCGACGUCGCCGAGCGCCGGUGGUGCCCGUGGCCGCGUUCGGGCAACCUCGAGAGGGCGUCUUCUGGCUUGGGUUCCUUCCCCCCGAGGGUCUCUGGUGGUGGGUUCCUGCCGAGUGGCGCAGGGACAGCUGUGGACCGUGUUGGUAUCAUGAUACCAUUGUUAGUUCUUGGUGCCAAGCACCUAUAGGAUAAGACAAUUGAACGAUCAUCUUGUUAUGGGGAGAAUUUUAUAUCAAUCAUCAGCGUCUGUGUGUGUGUUGGGGGGCGGGGGUGGGGUGCCGUUUUCAGAGCUCCUGGCUUCUCAGACAGACCUGUCAGCUGCGGCAGACCUGACUCCGUCCCGUGUGCCCAUCCGUGCCCCCCCUCAUGGACCCCCCUCCGCAGUUGCCUUCAGUCCUGGCCCCACAGCUCCUCGUCCCCCACGGCCCGGCGGCCCAGGCCAUCGCAGGGCCCCCUUUCGUGUUUACAGAGGCCGGCCGGGGAUGCAUCAGGGAGGCUGCCAACCAGCUGCUUUUCCUAAGUCCUUGCCGCUCCAGGCCUUCCCCAGACACAGCUUCUCCCUGUGAGCUUUAACAAAAAUGGCCUUUCUAGACUAGUCAAUCAGACAAGGUUGGUUUUUGGCUCGGGAGGGGUGCCCUGGCCCGGUCGGGGACCAACUUCUCAAUCGUUAGAGUCCUGGGCCUUGGACUCCUCCAAGAAGCCUCGCGUCGGCUGCUCGGCUGCCUUGCUCUGCCCUCUGCCCUCUGCCCCUGCAUGCCCGUCUGGGAUCCUCUCCUUUCUAGAUCAUGGUCGAAACGCAAGAAGUCCAUGUCCCCACUUGGUUCAGAUGAGAUCACUUUUGACAGCCCAGAGCUGAAGGCUACAGCCGGUACCCCUGGCACCUCUCUCUGGGCCGGCCGGUACCCCUGGCACCUCUCUCUGGGCUGGCUGGUACCUGGACACCUCUCUGGGCUGGCCGGAGCCCCUGGUACCCUUGGCACCGUCUUUGGGCCAGCUGGUACCCCUGACACCUUCUCUGGCCCGGCUGGUACCCCUGGCACCUCUCUGGGCUGGGCCACCCUCGCCCAACCAUCUGGGUGAGGCAGGGAGACUGCUCCAUCUCAAUCACUGACCUUGGGAGGACUCAGAGACAGUCAUCUCUUGCUGUUAGGAACCACCGAGUUAAGCCCCCCAGCCUGCCAGGGGGGCACGCCUUCGGCCAGCCCCUUCUGGUGCCGGCUGCUGAGGAGCUUAGGUGGGGGCCUUGGCCUUCCCCCACUUUGGGGGCCCAGCUAGGAGGCCUGGGCUUGGCUUUGCCUUUUUGGGGACUUUUUGGUUCUGGCUUUUUUUUUUUUCUUUUUUUUAAAAGAUAUUUCUAGCUUGUAUAGUUCGGUGCAUUCUGCUUUAAAAAAAAUCUGAUAAAACCUCUGCUCAGGUAAUUUUAAAUUAAAAACUAAUUAAAUGUCAGACAAGCCUUAAGCUGGGUUGUCUCCGAGCCUGUGGCCUGGGAAUGUGAGGGGGUGGGCCCCAGCAGGAACCGGAAGGAGAAAGUUCUGGCAGCCAAGUGCCAUCAGGCAGGGGCUUCUCGGUUGGCUUAGGAGCUGGUUGGCUGGGGCCUUUGCAGCCUGCCCCCCAUAUUUCUUUCCCCCUCCAUCCGUCCUUGUUUGACAUCCUGCAGAGCCGUAGCGUAUCGGAGGCACAGAGGGCUCCCUCCUGUUCCUGCCUCCCCCGGUUCUCCGGGAUGAGAGAAAGUGUUGUAAGCCCCCUCCCCAGCCUCUGCUCCUGUGCCCGGCAGUCAGAACCAGGGCCCGGCUCCACCUGCGGCGUGGGGGCCCGGAGCCCUCCGGGGCAAGACCCCAGCUGGGACACUUGUACCUCUCAGCUGGUGCCCCUCGGCCCGCCCAGGACUUGGUGCGGAGGAGGCGGAAGGGAGACGCUUUGUGUGAGCCCAGCCCCCGGGCCCAGAGGAGACUGUGCUGAAUGGCGCCCGUGCUGCUCCGGGGGGGGCCGGGGAAGCACCGAGGGUGUGCCGGGGACUGUGCUAAAGCAAUGCGGAAAUGGUCGCUGCCCCCAUGGAGCCUCCCUCCCCUGUGCCAGCCCCGGCUGCCCACCCGCCCUCAUCACUUGUGUAGAGCAGCCUGCUUUUAUGACAGUUUACAAAAUGUAUGGAGAUGAAUUCAUGUCUUUUCAAUGCAACGGGCCAGAAUCUGGCUGUGACCCACUUUCCUGACUCAGUGUUAAACCAAAUCGGAUGAAAUGUAACCAGCUGGAGAAUGUUUUCCCCAAGUGUCACGGAAGACUGGGCCGGCUGGUGGGCAGUGCCCGCCGGUGCUCCGAGGCGCAGCCCCCCUCAGAGGCCAAGCGCCUCGGUUUCUUAAGUGCCAGGCUGUAGUGCAGGCUACAGUUCUCUCAAUCAUGUCCUUCAUGUAAUUCAGAGAUUUGUGGUUUCCUUGUGAAAUGAAAAUAAACUUUAAUUUUAGAA
This is a messenger RNA of Antechinus flavipes (yellow-footed antechinus), 3967 nucleotides long. It is a transcript of the gene TRABD, whose product is annotated as TraB domain containing. NCBI's taxonomy places the organism in Eukaryota, Metazoa, Chordata, Mammalia, Dasyuromorphia, Dasyuridae. The record is from RefSeq and is a predicted model, not a curated record. Bases 227 to 1351 code for a protein of 374 amino acids. The transcript has 10 exons.